GCAGGUCUGACCCAGCAGCCAGUCCUCAGAUGGCAUGCUUUUUGAAUUCCAGAGGAAAGAAUCGGUGCCGUCAUUUCGUCAUCAGCUGCCAACGCAACGGGCAUUACGUUGUCACCGGGGACACUCGGACGCACAAGAGUUUGGCUGAGCUGAUCAACUACUACCAGACGUCAGAAAUACAGCCUUUUGGAGAAAACCUCACGUCGGCCUGUUCAAAGCUGGAGGAGAAAAGCAUAUAUGAUGAAAUAUCUUCAGACCGAAAUUCCAGCGCAGCUGCUCCAGCGCUGAGCAAGAACUCCUCCACCAAUUCCCUGGUCACAAGGAGUCAUUCCAACAGACAGCCAGGAAAUCCAAGGAUACAGCUUCAUGAAGAGCAGAAGUCUUUUUUCAAAGAAUGUCAAAAUUCAGGGCCAAAGGAGGAUCCAGAUGCAGUCCUACCUGUACCAGACAGGUCCCACUUGCUGAAGUCCCAGUCUCUGGAGGAACACGUUGGUGGUGAAGGAAGCAUUUAUUCAACCGUGAAGAAGCUUCCUUUAGACAGAAGGAGCUUGGCAAAGUCAAAAGAGGGGUGCAGAGAUCUUGCGGACACUAAGGCAAAGGAACCUGAAGGACUGGGCCAAGGUCAUUCCUCUCCUUGCCAAAAGAAGAUGGGAACAGUGUUUGCAUUGGCCAAGCAAUCAGACACACCUUUCACCAGAAAAGUGAAUCCUGUAGAGACGGCUCAGCCAGAAACAAUUUAUUCUACAAUUGCCCUUGACCAAGCCAAAAGCUCUUGGAUAUUCACUGAGCUCCACAAUUGUCAGGCCUCUCUUCCACCAUCCAAGAAAUCAGGUGUAAAUGUUCCUAAUUACCCACCUCCAAAAUUAUCUCCUGAGUUGCUGAAUAAACCCCAAAAUUCAAUGGAGUUCCAAGAGUCUCCCCUCGGGAUAUAUACAAGUCCUGUGGGUGACAACGAACAUGGACAACUAAACCAGUCAAAAUCCUUGUUUGGAGUGCCAAAGGAACCCAUGAAUGAGAAGACCUUUAAGCCAGAAAACCAUCAGCCUACUUUAGGGACAGACAGUACAACUAAUACUCAAGAAUCUUUCAGGUGGGCUAAGAGUAUCUUCCUUGGUUCAGAAAAGCCCCCCAAGAGUUCACCGACAAAGUCCAAAGGGUCUUAUGAACAAAUCUCAAAAAAGUUUGGGCAACCCUCCAAGAUGCAGAUUAACCCUGAGGAUCCAUAUGAAAGAAUACCUGAUCUUUACUCCAAAGGGUCCUCAACCACAAGCCCAGCUUCUCCUCUGGAGAACCCCUAUGAGCAAAUUCCCCGUGUCCCGGGGAAAAGGCUAGAAGCAAAGCUAACCCAAAAGAGCGACAAGCCCAGACGGUUCCUCUUUGCAGAGAAGAAGGCCAAAUCCUGA
This is a messenger RNA of Candoia aspera, 1403 nucleotides long. RefSeq names its product SH2 domain containing 7 (gene SH2D7). The record is from RefSeq and is a predicted model, not a curated record. NCBI's taxonomy places the organism in Eukaryota, Metazoa, Chordata, Lepidosauria, Squamata, Candoiidae. Bases 30 to 1403 code for a protein of 457 amino acids. The transcript has 4 exons. Gene Ontology annotation, cellular component: cytoplasm.